UUACUGCGUGCACAAACAACAACAUACCGCGACGAGUGACAGCCGAGUUGCUGAGCGAUGCCGAUGGUCAAUUGCAAUGCGGAAAUGCCGGUUAGUUAUUUAUUUCUGUCAUGAAUAAAUGGCGACACAUUGCAUCGCUGAGCAUGUCUUUCUGCGUAGAUCAUGAAUUCAUGUGACCUCGGAGCUGCUGAUGUGCCUGUGCGAGAACUAGGAAUUUUUGCAGAUGUCCAGUGUUGAAGCAGAACUUUACCAAGUCUUGAAAAAAUACACCGGCAGUGUGCCAUGCCAUCAAUAGUUAAGCACCUAUAGUCUGAGAAUGACAAAGAUUUGCGGUCAACACCACUGGAGCGUAGUUCAUCUCAGUGUGGCUCUGAUACUCUGCUUGGUCACGUUUGCUUUGGCGGAGGACACGUCUCACGAGAAUGGAACCAGUCCCAGUACUUGCCACGGAGGCGAGGAGGUCAAACGCUACGAGGUAGUCAGCCUGGAGUGGGACGAGGUUCAGGUGCCGUUUGGAAUCUGCGUCUGGAUUAUGAUCGCCAGUCUGGCCAAAUUAGGUUUCCAUUACACACGUUUACCGGAGUUUCUGCCAGAGAGCUGUCUGCUGAUCAUCAUCGGCCUCGUCGUGGGUGGUAUCAUCUCGAUCAAUCCCAAGGUUUUCCCAGCGAGUCUCUCCUCUGGUCUGGACACCGACCUCUUCUUUCUGUUCCUGCUGCCUCCCAUCAUGCUGGAGGCAGGCUACUUCAUGCCCUCCAGGUCAUUCUUUGAUAACAUCGGCACCAUCCUCAUGUACGCUGUCUUUGGAACUCUCUUCAACACAAUGACCAUCGGUUUCUCCCUGUACGGCAUCUCCCAGCUGGGCUGGUUCAGCACACCGGGGCCUAACGGCACCGUACACGUAACCCUAUUGGAGUGUCUGACAUUCAGUAGUCUCAUCUCGGCCGUGGAUCCCGUCGCCGUGCUGGCCGUUUUUGAGGAGGUGCACGUGAACGAGGUGCUGUACAUUUUGGUGUUUGGGGAAUCCCUGCUGAACGACGCUGUCACUGUGGUCCUCUACCGGAUGUUUGAAUCCUUCAAUGCCAUCGGUGCGGAUAAUCUGAUGGCCAUCGACAUCGUCGGUGGCUUCUUCUCCUUCUUCGUGGUCGCCAUUGGUGGGGUGCUGAUUGGACUUAUGUAUGGCUUUCUGACGUCGCUGCUCACCCGCCUGACUCACAAGGCGCGAGUCAUCGAGCCCAUCUUCGUCUUUGCCAUGGCCUACAUGGCGUACCUCACUGCCGAGAUGUUCCGACUUUCUUCGAUUUUGUCGAUUGUCUUUUGUGCCAUCUUCAUGAAGCCCUACGUGGAGGCCAACAUCUCCCAGAAGUCCCACACCACCAUCAAGUACUUCUUGAAGAUGUUGAGCAGCAUCAGCGAGACCAUCAUUUUCAUCUUUCUUGGCGUCACAACGCUGGUGGACCCCAGUCAGCAUAAAUGGAACACCGUCUUUGUCAUCUCCACACUCGUCUUCUGUCUGCUUUACAGAAGUAUUGGUGUCAUUAUGCAAACCUGGGUGGCCAACACCUUCCGUCUGGCUCGCAUCUGCAGGACAGAGCAGUUCAUCAUGGCGUACGGUGGCCUGCGGGGCGCCAUCGCCUUCUCACUGGUUGCCUUACUAUGCAAAGAGACUGUCCCGAGUAAACAAAUUCUCUUCACGGCGUGCAUUGUGGUCAUCUUGUUCACUGUCUUCAUUCAGGGAACAACAAUCAAACCACUCGUGGACAAGCUGAAAGUGAAGAGGGCAACAAAGCACAAACCUUCCAUGAACGAGGAAAUAUUUGAACGGCUUGGUGAUCAUCUCAUGGUUGGCAUUGAGGAGAUUCUAGGCCAGUACGGACACCAUCACUGGCGUGACAAAUGGGAACACCUCAACAAGAGGUUCAUUGAACCAAUGCUCUUGCACGAGCGGAGGAAAUUGGGCGAUCCCAAAAUCUUGGAAGUCUUCAGUAAGCUGAAUGAGAAAGACGCCAAGGAUUACAUCAAAUCGCACGGUUCCUUCAUCCAAUUACAGUCCAACCAGUCCCUAUCCAACAUUCUGCGCACUCAGUCGUCGGAUAUGCUGUGCACAGGCUCAGCCCCUUUCAGGUACAGUGCUCUUCCUGUUAACGACAGCGUCCCGUGCCUGGAUAUGCAACAAAUGGGGACGAACGUUCCCACGAAACUUUUCAAAGAGUCUUCCUCGCAUCACCUUGACCUUCUAGCGGACAAUAUGUACAAGCCGCAAAGACAUAACAACCAUCGCAGGUCACGGCACAUGGACGUCGAUAUCCAGGAACCAACGAACCUGAUGCAUCGCAGCAUGAAGAUCCAGCUGCGUCGGAUCUCCCAGAAGCAGGGCAUGAGACACGGCAGGGGCACCAACCCGCUGCUCAACUUGGCCCUGAAAAAUAGCAGCAGCGACAAGCACCUCGCUAGGCGUCAUCAUCUGGAGCAGAACCAUAACAAAGAACCUGAGAACCUCCCCGCAUCGGCUGAGCAUCCCGCUGUGAUUGUGACCUUACAAGAAGAAGACGAAGACGAGGGCAUUACAUUCAGCGCCAAGGAAAGCUUCGACGAAGCUGACGCUGGCAUAGACAAAUCAACAGACGAGAUUGUCCAGACAGCUUGCGAGAAAACCUUGCCGUGGAAAACGGAAAACAAUCCGGAGGUCUCCGUCCGAGCCGAGAUAAACCCCCAUCAGUUUGUGAUGGAGUUUCCCCAGAGCCCCCGGAAAGUCCCCCCAGCCAAGCCCCUCGUCUCUCCGUCAGACAGCACCACGGAUGAUUCGCUGCCUCUGACUGCUGCCGAACAGUUGCCAUGGAAAUCCGGCGGUGAGACAUCGCCCUCAUCGCACGGUUCGUUGGAUGUUGGGGACGUAAAGUUCGAAGGCACAGGCAGUACUAAACAGGACGUGGAAACAGAUGACAGCGUAGAGGAUAGACCUCUUGAAGGUGCAGACCGCGAAACAAGAUUAUGAGCAGCGAGUGCAAUUUCCUUGUUUGAAGGAGAUGCGAAAUCAAUUUAAUCAUUCCUUCCUUCUUCCUCAUCUGGAGUAUAUCUUAAGCAUAACUGGGAACAGUCUCUGAAAGAAAAUUCUCUACCAAUUCUAAAAUUGAGAAUUUACACCAUUUGCAUUAGUGGGGGCCGUGGUACAAUGGUUACGGUGUUCAACUCGUGUGCCGUGGUACACAGG
Messenger RNA from Patiria miniata (bat star), 3208 nucleotides. RefSeq names its product sodium/hydrogen exchanger 3-like. NCBI's taxonomy places the organism in Eukaryota, Metazoa, Echinodermata, Asteroidea, Valvatida, Asterinidae. Bases 317 to 2992 code for a protein of 891 amino acids. Gene Ontology annotation, biological process: regulation of pH; sodium ion transport; proton transmembrane transport. Gene Ontology annotation, cellular component: membrane. The transcript is spliced from 14 exons. The record is from RefSeq and is a predicted model, not a curated record. Gene Ontology annotation, molecular function: sodium:proton antiporter activity.